Molecule: messenger RNA, 2361 nt
Organism: Calidris pugnax (ruff)
Lineage: Eukaryota; Metazoa; Chordata; Aves; Charadriiformes; Scolopacidae
Gene: AP2M1
Product: adaptor-related protein complex 2, mu 1 subunit
Exons: 13
Coding region: 104-1417 (437 amino acids)
Biological process (GO): intracellular protein transport; clathrin-dependent endocytosis
Cellular component (GO): cytoplasmic vesicle; AP-2 adaptor complex
Molecular function (GO): clathrin-cargo adaptor activity
Source: RefSeq, a predicted model, not a curated record
CAAAGCUGCUAUCAAGUUUUAGCCUCAGGCUGCCAAAAUCCGAGCCUGGAACUUUCCCAGAUAGGUCUUAAGCAACAUGGGAAGAGAAGACUAAAAUUCCACCAUGAUUGGAGGUUUAUUCAUCUAUAACCACAAAGGAGAGGUUUUAAUCUCUCGAGUCUACCGGGAUGACAUCGGCAAUAGGCGGAACGCUGUCGACGCCUUCCGCGUCAAUGUCAUCCACGCACGGCAGCAGGUACGCUCGCCUGUCACCAACAUCGCCCGCACAAGUUUCUUCCAUGUCAAGCGUUCCAACAUCUGGCUGGCUGCUGUCACCAAGCAGAAUGUCAACGCUGCCAUGGUAUUCGAGUUUCUUUACAAGAUGUGUGACGUGAUGACUGCCUACUUCGGGAAGAUCAGUGAGGAGAACAUAAAGAACAACUUUGUGCUGAUCUAUGAGCUACUGGAUGAAAUCCUGGACUUUGGCUAUCCUCAGAACUCUGAAACAGGGGCCCUGAAGACCUUCAUCACUCAGCAAGGCAUCAAGAGUCAGCAUCAGACUAAGGAAGAGCAGUCCCAGAUCACCAGCCAGGUGACUGGACAGAUUGGAUGGAGACGUGAAGGGAUCAAGUAUCGUCGCAAUGAGCUGUUUCUUGAUGUGCUGGAGAGUGUUAAUCUCUUGAUGUCCCCCCAGGGUCAGGUUUUGAGUGCCCACGUCUCUGGCAGAGUGGUGAUGAAGAGUUACCUGAGUGGAAUGCCAGAGUGCAAGUUUGGCAUGAAUGACAAGAUUGUCAUUGAAAAACAGGGCAAAGGGACUGCGGAUGAAACGGGGAAAAGUGGCAAACAGUCAAUUGCCAUCGAUGACUGCACUUUCCACCAGUGUGUGAGGCUCAGCAAGUUUGAUUCUGAGAGAAGCAUCAGCUUCAUCCCACCGGAUGGAGAGUUUGAGCUCAUGAGAUACCGAACCACUAAGGACAUUAUCCUUCCCUUCCGUGUGAUCCCGCUGGUGCGGGAGGUGGGUCGGACCAAGCUGGAAGUGAAGGUGGUAAUCAAAUCAAACUUCAAACCUUCCUUGCUAGCCCAGAAGAUAGAGGUCCGGAUCCCAACACCCCUCAACACCAGUGGGGUGCAAGUCAUCUGCAUGAAAGGGAAGGCGAAGUACAAGGCCAGUGAGAACGCCAUUGUCUGGAAGAUAAAACGCAUGGCUGGAAUGAAGGAAUCCCAGAUCAGUGCGGAGAUCGAGCUGCUGCCCACCAAUGACAAGAAGAAGUGGGCUCGGCCCCCGAUCUCCAUGAACUUUGAGGUCCCGUUUGCACCCUCUGGGCUGAAGGUGCGCUACCUGAAAGUCUUUGAGCCAAAGCUGAACUACAGUGACCACGAUGUGAUAAAAUGGGUGAGGUACAUCGGCAGGAGCGGGAUCUACGAGACCAGAUGCUAGCCCCAGCAGGCUGGCAGGCCCCCUCUUCUCCAAGCCAUCCUCUGCCUCUCCUCAGUCUUCAACUACAUUCAGAGAAAGCAUCUGCCUGGCCCCUCUGUGCAGUGUGGAAGACCCUGCAGCUCGCCCUGGGUGCGGACUCGCCCGCUGUGCUCAGUUCCCACCCGGGCUGCAGGAGCUCAGAGCCCCGUCCUGCGCAGGGGUGCCCUCAGUCCCCGCUCCCCCUCCCAGGGUGGGGAAGGGCUAGUCUAACUCCCAUCCUCUCCUGAUCUUUCUAGGGAACGUCCACCAUUAAACUCCUCUUCUGUUGGUGUCUCACUACUUGCAUCAUAUCCUAGUAUUUUUGAAGUUCUUGUGCAUAUGUACUCGUAGAAUAGACAUAAACGUAGACUGGACAAAUCUGAGUUGAAGUUACCCUGGCUUCUGUACUAGCUGUUGCUGUUGUGGUAGAUGUUGCUGACCAGUCUGAGAUGUGGGGGGGUGAGUGUGCGGGCCCCCCCGGCGGGGAGGCAGACCGCGCCUCACCACCACCUCCUAUUACUUGCGAAGCUGUCAGUGUAGAGUCCUGCCGCGGGAAAGCUUGUGACCAAAAAGGAUGAGGGUUUAGACUCUUGCUGGUGUGUAGGUGGGCGGCGCAGCAUUCCGGGUCCCUGCAGCGCUCCCCCCCCCCCGCUGCCGGCUGCGCCCCCCCCUCCCUUCCUAAGGAGCGGGGAACGGGCGCCCCCCUGUCCCGGGGGACACAGCCGAGCCCCGGGGGGCGGGGGGGUCUGUCCCGGGGGACCGAGAUGCAGUCGGCAGUGAGAGCCCCCAGCCUGUCCCCCCACCCAACGCUUCUGGGCCGUAGGAAUGCUGCUGCCGCCCCCAGCCCCGCUUCUGGUCGUGUGGUCUCCAUUUUGUACACUCUGUGAUUUGUCCAGCGCUCAGCCCAAUAAAGUGUGUAGAACGGA